AUGGCAAGAGGCGGGCGGACAGCAGAGGAGGACGAAACCUGGAGGCCGUCGGCCGAAGAUGCCGCUAUUCAGGCCGCUGACGAGAUGCUGGAAGACGAGUUAUUGGAUGAAGCGCCUGUCGAGAGGAAAGCCGCUUCAAAGGCAGCUUCAUCGUCAAAGGCAUCUCCCGUCGCCCAUCACAAGAAAAUGAGCCGGAGGCCGAAGCACCAGGACGAUGAGACCUGGAAGCCGACGGACGAGGACCUUGAGGCCGAAGAGCUGGAGGUCCAGGAGAUGGUGAACGACCAGCUGCCACUUAGCGAGGAUGAGAAGCCAAAAACCCCCUCAAAGAAGACAUCAAAAUCUACAGGUCGCAAGAAGACUACGCCCCGAGCCCGGCACCACGAAGAUGAUGACAUCUGGAGGCCAGAUGGUGAAGAACCAGAGGAUGAGGGUCUAGAGGACGAGGAACUUGAGACCGAGGACAGCGCAGAUGACGAGCCCACGACUGGACAACACACUCCCAAGAAAGCCAGAAAGCGACCUGCUGCAAGUUCCGCCGGGAGUCCGGUGGAGCACAAGAAGAAGCCUGGACCCCGGCCCAAGCAUCGCCUUACACCGGCCACCAACAAGAAGCCGCCCACCUUCCUCGUGCAAGGUGACAACCCUAAUGCCCCCUUCACCUUCGCAGCAUAUCGGGGAGAAGGCAUGUGCAUGUUGGCUAUGAAUUGGAAAAAUGACACUCCUCCUGACGACUUCGUUGGGUUCGUGAUCGAGUUCAAAGAACCUCAAUCACAAAAGUGGUGGCCAAUUCCCAACUAUGUCACCUUUCCAGGCGAGGCUGCACGGUCAGGGCCUGAUGCUUAUUCGAGUCGCCUGUCACCGAUCCAGAGAUUCCGCUGGGUGCACUUCCCGUACAGCGUCGACGCCCCAGGACACUUCCGCUAUCGCGUUACUCCUGUCUUCAUGAAGGGCCAAGGCGACGACCACGAACUCACUUAUGGAGAGUUGCAGGAGGUCAGUAUUGAGCUCAUGGCCGACACGUACCCGGGCCAGAUGAAUGUUGCCUUCACGCGAGGUUUCGUUUCCUCCAAGGCUUUCGUCAAGAAAUUCGGUGUCGAUGGCGGUGUUGGGAGUAUCCUUCCCGAGAAAGCCGAUGAAGGCCUCGAGUUCAAGCCCAAAGACCCAGAGGUCGAAGAAAAGGCCUUGGCCUGGAUGGGCUUUGAAGCUCGUGAGGUGGUACUCUCCACGCUCGACGCGGCCAUCGAGGAUACUACAGCCCAGGUGCGCGUGCUGGCAUACGACUUCAACAAUCCCGAGGUAGUCCGACGACUCCAAAGGCUGGGCAAACGUCUCAAGGUCAUUAUCGACGACUCGAACUCGCAUGAUAAAGCUGAAGACGCGGAGUCCAAGGCGGCGGAGAUGCUGCGGAAGACUGCGGGCAAGGAUAACGUUCAACGCCAGCACAUGGGGAACCUACAGCACAACAAACUCAUCGCUGUGGAUGGGGACAAGACCAAGAUCGCUAUUGGUGGAUCCACCAAUUUCUCGUGGCGUGGCUUUUACGUCCAGAACAACAACCUCGUUGCCCUCCAAGGUGCUCGCCCGGUGGAGGUGUUCAACAAGGCCUUUGAUAACUACUGGGCGCACCCCAACGACACCGACGGUUUCUACAAGACCGAGUCUGCACAGUGGGCCGACCUUGGCUUCAGAGAUGUCGACGCUCAGGUGACAUUUUCCCCUCACAGCUCCAGUGCGGCGACACUCGAUGAAAUCGCCUCCGACAUCAAGGCCACCGAGUCCAGCCUCUUUUACUCCCUGGCAUUCCUCUACGAGACACCCGGCGUGAUCCGCGACGCCAUCGAGAAGAAGACGUCGCAGAAGGGCGUCCUGGUCUAUGGUCUAUCCGACAAAUCCGUCGGCGGGCUCGACGUCCGCACCCACGACGGCAACCCGCCCAUAGCCUACCCCGACGACUUUGACAACGAGUCUGCGGGCGGGUCGGGCGCGAGGAUGCACCACAAGUUUGUAGUCAUAGAUUUCAACAAGCCGACCGCGCGCGUGUACACAGGCUCCCACAACUUCAGCGUGGCGGCUGACACAAAGAAUGCCGAAAACCUGUUCCUAAUUAGGGACCAGCGCGUGGCCACGGCGUACAUGAUCGAGGCCGUGUCCAUGUUUGACCACUAUGAGGUCCGGGAUCAUAUCUCGAAGAAAAAGAAGGCGGAGGCCAAGGGCGAGGCGCAUACUAUCCACUUGAAACUGCCUCCGGGGAAAAGCAAGGGAGAAAAGCCGUGGUGGGAUCAAUAUUGGACUGUAAAGCAGAAGAUACAUGACCGUCAGAUGUUUGGAGUUUGAUCCAUCUUGGAAGUCUCUAGUUUGACACAUUAGGCUUCCAAUCAAUAUAGUGGACCAAGAUGGUGUCGAGGUAGAAUCUUGAAUGUUGAUUAAUGUGCAAUA
Messenger RNA from Cryphonectria parasitica EP155, 2439 nucleotides. RefSeq lists its product as uncharacterized. The transcript has a single exon. Lineage: Eukaryota; Fungi; Ascomycota; Sordariomycetes; Diaporthales; Cryphonectriaceae. The record is from RefSeq and is a predicted model, not a curated record. The coding region runs from base 1 to 2337 and encodes 778 amino acids. Gene Ontology annotation, molecular function: RNA endonuclease activity producing 5'-phosphomonoesters, hydrolytic mechanism.